Molecule: messenger RNA, 1660 nt
Organism: Megalobrama amblycephala (Wuchang bream)
Lineage: Eukaryota; Metazoa; Chordata; Actinopteri; Cypriniformes; Xenocyprididae
Product: GTPase IMAP family member 4-like
Exons: 3
Coding region: 1-1047 (348 amino acids)
Molecular function (GO): GTP binding
Source: RefSeq, a predicted model, not a curated record
AUGGAGGACACUGAAAAUUCUGUUGCUAAACCAACAACGACCUCAAACUCAUGGGUCUCGUCUUCCUUCAUUAUACUUGUAGUGCUUGGCAUAAUCGUGGUGAAGAUGUUCAGGCAACAAAAUCAUAUUCCAGCAAUACAAUUUGCGAUUUUCAAUUUUUCUCAAUACACAGUGCAUCGUCCAAGUCCAAGUCAAGAGCUCCGGAUUCUUUUGGUUGGAAAAACAGGAGUGGGGAAAAGUGCAACAGGCAACACCAUCCUGGGAAAAAAGGUUUUUAAAUCAGAGGUAUCAUUCUCCUCUGUGACUGCACAAUGUGAAAAAUUUCAUGAAAUAAUAAAUGGCAGAAAAGUAUCUGUCAUUGACUCUCCAGGUGUGUUUGACACAAAUCUAACUAAAGAUGAAAUUAUCCAAAGAAUUAAACAUGGUAUUCCACUCUCUGCUCCGGGUCCACACGUCUUCUUAAUUGUGAUUCCCGUGGGCAGAUUCACAGAUGAAGACGCAGAAGCUGUUAAAAUCAUUCAAGCCAUUUUUGGUAAUGAAUCCUCCACAUACACCAUGGUAAUAUUUACUUGUGGAGAUCAACUGAAGGGCAAAAACAUUCACGAAUUGGUCCGUACCAACCCAAAACUUCUCAGUUUCAUCAAAACGUACAGUGGACGAUAUCACAUGUUCAACAAUAAAGAACAAAAUUGUGAACAGGUCAAUCAGUUGCUGGACCAAAUCGAUAAAAUUGUCACUGUAAAUGGUGGGCAACACUACACCAAUGAGAUGCUAGAAAGAGUAGAGAGAUUAAUUCAGGAAAAUACACGUCUUAUCCUGGAGGAGGAGGAGAGGAGGAGGAGGCAAACUCUGCAGGUGAUGGGUUUACAGCCCAGAUCUCCCAGAAAAAACUUUGAAAGAGAAAGUAAUUAUGAGCAGCAAGCAAGAUGGAGAGCUGAGAGAGAUCCAUCAAUAAUAAACAAAGUGGUAAAUUAUUUGAAGGAACUACUACUAAAUAUAAUUUUGCCUGUCUCAACUCAUUUUUUCAAGAACAUGUGUCCCCACUAACAAAUUAAUAUAUGUUGCAACAAUGUUUUUUGUAUUUUCACUAUAUUUAAUACUUGUGAUUGUGUAGCAUAUAUAGCUGUAUAAUUAGAAAGUAUUCUCCUCUGAUUUGAUGCAUUUAACAGAAAAAAAAAAGUUUUGUUACUUUUUUCGUAUCAAUGCAAUCUCUAUUGAUUAUGCCAUUGAAUAUUAAACACAGUAAAACUACUCAGUUUUACUCAGAAUCACUUAAGUUUCUGUCAGGUGAAGAAAAGAUUUCAACAUAAUUUGAAAUUUGAUUUUUUUUCUUUUCUUUUACUAAACUUGCUCAAUAGCACACCUGUUAUAGAACUUUACUUGCAAAGCACUUUGGUACAAGUCCUUUAAAACAUGACACUCCACAGAGAUAAAGCUAAUGGUGUGGUUGCUUCAACAAAUGCAUUUGAAUGUACUGAAUGUGACCAACUAAAUGGGAUUUUUCAUGUAGGGCACCCAUUUUAUCAGCAGUGGCCUUGUCUAUAUAUCAAGCUCUAAAUUGCAAACAGUGAUAAUUCAUUGUUCUUCUUUGAGAAAUUGUUUAAUUUGUGAACAUACCAUUUGUGUUAUUUAAGACCAAGCAGAAGCCUCAUCAGCAGGG